AUGUCCACCAACCUUUCGACUGGCGCCGUUCUGCACGAUGUCGAGCGCACAGCUGGCAAAAAGGAACAUGGACAGCACGCCGACCACCGAGCACAGACAACAACAACAACAACAACAACGACAACCACAGGGACUCGAGUAUUCAGUUCCUCGUCCUGGCGGAGGUUCCUACAACAGAGCCAAGAGGCCAAAGUCAACAACAUGAACAUCUCUCUCAAGGAGAAUCCAAAGUGGUACCAGAAGCUCCUCGACGCCGGAGUCGAGGAAAACGGGAUCCAGCCGGUUCCGAUUGAGGGGAGGACUUCGACGCAUCUCUACCUAGUAAUCAUCCCCCUCCUCCUCAACGCCGCCACCGUGACCGGCUUCUCCCUCAUGUCCGCCAUCGCCGGCGGGCAGACCCUCGCAGCCCUCAACCCCUCCCACGUGAGCGUCAACGUAGGCAUCAUCAUCACCUGCCUCGUCGCCUUCGGCGUCUCCCUCCUCGGCUUCAACUUCGUCCACUUCUGGCAACGAUAG
Messenger RNA from Sordaria macrospora k-hell, 516 nucleotides. RefSeq lists its product as uncharacterized. The record is from RefSeq and is a predicted model, not a curated record. Lineage: Eukaryota; Fungi; Ascomycota; Sordariomycetes; Sordariales; Sordariaceae. Gene Ontology annotation, cellular component: plasma membrane. Gene Ontology annotation, molecular function: transmembrane transporter activity. Gene Ontology annotation, biological process: transmembrane transport.